Trachymyrmex cornetzi is the source of this 1342-nucleotide messenger RNA. It is a transcript of the gene Rrp45, whose product is annotated as exosome complex component Rrp45. Gene Ontology annotation, biological process: rRNA catabolic process; nuclear polyadenylation-dependent rRNA catabolic process; U4 snRNA 3'-end processing. Gene Ontology annotation, cellular component: nuclear exosome (RNase complex); cytoplasmic exosome (RNase complex). The record is from RefSeq and is a predicted model, not a curated record. The coding region runs from base 153 to 1322 and encodes 389 amino acids. The transcript has 8 exons. Lineage: Eukaryota; Metazoa; Arthropoda; Insecta; Hymenoptera; Formicidae. Gene Ontology annotation, molecular function: mRNA 3'-UTR AU-rich region binding.
UGGUAACUUUGUAAUCAAAGUGUAUUUUACUCCAACGACGUGUACGAAUUGUUUAUAGGUUAUAAUUUAUUUAUGAACCAUAAACAAAUUUCAAGGUGCAGAUUACUAUAAUUUUUGAUAUCUCUCUCUUUCCUUGAUAAUAUUUUUAAAAGAUGAAGGAAAUUCCUCUCUCAAACUGUGAACGAAAUUUUAUAAACAAAUGUAUAGAGGAGGAAACGAGAUUAGACGGCCGAAAAUUAUUAGAACCACGUUCAGUAAAAAUCUACUUUAGCUCCAAUUGGGGAUGUUGUAUGGUGUCUCUUGGACAUACAAAAGCCAUAGCACAAGUAUCAUGUGAUAUACAACAGCCAAAAACAUCUCGUCCUAAUGAAGGCAUGAUACGCAUAAAUGUUGAGCUUGCUCCUUUAGCAGCACAACAUUUUGAAGGAGGUAGACAGUCUGAAGCAGCUAUACUAAUCAGUAGGCAGCUGGAGAAAUGUUUUAAAGAUUCAAAAUGUGUGGAUUUAGAAUCUCUCUGUAUAGUAGCAGACAAGAAGGUAUGGAAUUUGAGAAUUGACGUUAAUAUCAUAAAUCAUGAUGGGAAUCUUGUGGAUUGUGCUUCAAUAGCAACACUCGCUGCUCUUAUGCAUUUUCAUAGGCCAGACGUCACGUCUACCGGAGAGGAAAUUAUCAUACAUCCGGCUUCCGAGAAAGAUUUUCUACCAUUGACAUUGUUCCACUACCCGGUCUGCAUAUCUUUUAUAACUUUUAAGAGUGGCAACACUAUAAUGGAUCCCACUUAUGUAGAAGAAAAAGUUGGCGUCGCUGAACUUAGUCUUGGCGUGAACUCUUACAGAGAACUUUGUAGCUUGCAUUUCGAUUAUUUAACAAAAACUAUGACGGUCAAAGACGUCAUAUCCGCUGUUUCUAAUGACGCAGCUAAUUAUGCAACAAAAUUGGUGCAGCAGAUCAAGGAAGCAGUAAUCAAGGAUGUGCAGUCAAGAUAUAAAAAAGAUGACAGUAAUAUAUCUAGAUUUAAAGAAAGCAUACAAGUGAAUAAGUUAACGACAACGAUUGGCGAUCACAUUAACAUUAAAUUACACAAAUGGGACGCAACAGCUAUAGUCGAAGAUGAUUUUAUGGAAGUGGAAAAUGAGGAAAAGAGUCGUAUUAUAAAAUAUGAAGAAGGAUCUGCUGAAUUAAUAUCCAUUCCCAUUAAUUCAAUUACGAAAGAAGAAAUUUUUAAUAUAUUUAAUUCUGAUUCGGACGAUGAAAUUCUCGUCAAAUCACCAUCUUCGGAAAAAAAAGAAAUAGACUUAAUAGACUUAAUAGAUAGCGACUAGACUUAAAAAUAUAUAAUUUU